This is a messenger RNA of Cephus cinctus (wheat stem sawfly), 1807 nucleotides long. RefSeq names its product trichohyalin. The coding region runs from base 291 to 1790 and encodes 499 amino acids. NCBI's taxonomy places the organism in Eukaryota, Metazoa, Arthropoda, Insecta, Hymenoptera, Cephidae. The record is from RefSeq and is a predicted model, not a curated record. The transcript is spliced from 7 exons.
AAUAAAUUGGACAUAUGAAGGAUUAUAAACUAAACUACGGUUUCGUAUCCUCUGAAAAUGUUUAGUUAUAAAACAAAAAAAUGCUAAUUACGAAACAGUGUCUGUCUGUCUGUCAUGUAGAAAAGUGAAAUAUCAAAUUUUAUUUCCAGUAACGGAAUGUAAGACAAAAACAUGUACUAUUUCCGAGUUCUGCAACGAAUACACAGUUUGCCCUAAAUACUAAUAUAAUUGGAUUUGAUCGAAAAAUUCUAAUAUCAAACCCUAUUCAGUUAGAAAAAUAGAAAAUCAAAAUGCCUGGAAAAGACAAGUGUAUUACGAAAGAAAUAAUCAGUUUAAAAAAACCAUCAGCACUAGAUAAAGUAAUCGACAUAGUACCUAAGCCACAGGGUGCCAUUCCAAAUUUUGGUUUACCAAAAUGGAAAGUGAUGCCUUUAGAAUCAAAAAUCCCAAUGAUCCCUGGACCAAAAAAUGCUUACUGUUUCACACGACGAAAGCUGGGUAAAAGAUUAUGGCUCCGAACACAAACUACCGAUUUUGACUUAACAGAUCCAUACAACUAUGAGAUAAAUUUUCCAUACGACAUUCUGCACGACGAGUAUCUCAAAUCGACUUUAUCUCGCCCAAAAAACAUCAAACAUUUAAUAAAAUUAGGAUUCAUAACCGAAGAUUUAGAUGCAAAGUGUUCAUUGAAAGAUUAUAAUGUGUACAGAAGAUAUUUAAAAAAACUACACAAUGACAGUAUCAAUAAAGAAUUGAAAUUAAAAGCUGAAUUAAAUGAUGAAAGGAGAGCUUUACAAUUAGCCGAGGAAAGAGUAAACAAUUAUAUAGAAAGAUUAAAUGAACAGGAAAAAAAGAAUGAAGUUCGCAAUGAAGCACGCGAAAGGCUCAGAUUAGAAGAACAAUCAAGGAUACGAAAACAAAAAGAAAAUUUAGUUAAAGUUAUGCAGCGAUGUACCUUGAUUGCAAUAACUAAGAAGGAGGCAGCUCUUAGGCGGCUGGAAAAAUCAAGGGCAAAAUCUGAACACAUACAGCAGAAACGGAUGGCCGCUGCUGAAAUUGAACGGCAAAGAAUAAUUAAAACGAUAAUUCAAUGGAAACACAGUGAGCACGAGCGCAAAAAAGCCGUCAAGCAGCGGCUAAUUGAAGAACGUGAGAGGAAACUUAAAUCUGUGGAAGAAAAAUGGGAAAGGAGGCAAGAACACCAACAAAAGCAAAUGCACAGAGAACAGUUUUUAAUGAAUUGCCUCCAGGAAGAACGACGAAUAUUCAUUGAGGAAUAUAAUAAGAAAGUAGAGAGACACAGAAACAAGAUCCAAAGUUGUUUGAAAAAACAGAAACGAUUUAGAAAAUGCUAUGCAGCGCGGACCAUAUCAGAGCAUAAAAGACGAAUCUGCUGCAGAAUACCUAAUCAAAAGAAGCAACGUCAGCAUAAUGAAGAUAAGGGUUAUAAAAAUGCUCUUUGUCUUCCUAAAUUACAAUCUUCGCGCAUUGAUGAUAGGAUAGCAAAGAUAAGAGAUAAAAUUGAGAAAGAAAGAAAAGGAGAGGUGAAGCCGCAGAAAACAAAGUUGAAACAAUACAAAACUAUUACAACCAGUAAAAAAAAAUUCUCAAAAAAAGAAAAAAAUGUGUUAGAAAAGAAGGAAGCUCUGUCAGAACUUGAACAGGAUCAUAACAUUCUAUUAAAUCUUACAAAGUUGGAAGAAUUUGCAUCGCAGCCAUUACCAUUACCCAUGACUAAAGAUAAAUGCAAAUGCAAAAAAAUCUCAGAGAUGAAAAAUACAGUUAAAUAAAAUGGUGUUUUGUUGUA